AUGACAUCCGUUACCGAAGAGACGGCCCCGGCCCUGGCUGCUGCUGCCGCGGGACUUACACAGAAGAGGGUGCCAAUCCCGUCGCGGGGCGUCGACUAUCGUGGCAAGAUCGUUUUGGCUCCCAUGGUCCGUUCUGGAGAGCUUCCAUCGCGCCUACUGGCUCUCCAUUAUGGUGCCGAUCUCGUAUGGGGUCCCGAGACUAUUGACCGUGCCAUGAUCGGAACCACCCGCCGUAUCAACCCCCGAACCGGCUGCGUCGAAUGGACUCGCAUCCCGACUAACAACGUCAAGAAGGAACUGUACGACGAGUCCAUCAUCUACCGCGUCGAUCCCGUCCGUGAAGCCGGCCGACACAUUUUCCAGAUAGGCACCUCCGACCCAUCCAGAGCCGUCGAGUGCGCCAAGCUCGUCGCCGCCGAUGUUUCCGGAAUCGACGUCAACGCCGGCUGCCCCAAGCCCUUCAGCACGCACGCCGGCAUGGGCGCCGCCCUCCUGCGCACCCCCGACAAGCUCGUUUCCAUCCUCGAAGCCCUCGUCGCCGAGAUCAAGCCGGCCUUUGACAUCGGCAUCAGCGUCAAGAUCCGCCUGCUCGAGACCCCUGCCGAGACCGAAACACUCGUCCGCCGCCUUUGCGCCGCGGGCAUCACCGGCUUGACGAUCCACUGCCGCACCACGCCCAUGCGCCCGCGCGAGCGCGCCAUCCGCGGCCAGCUGCGCAUGAUCGCCGACGUCUGUCACGAAUACGGGGUGGCGUGUGUGGUGAACGGCGAUGUCGAGGGGCGGGACCAUGGUCUUGAGCUGAUGGCCGAGUACGGCACAGACGGCGCCAUGAUCGCGACCUGCGCCGAGAAGAACGGCUCGUGCUUCCGCGCCAAGGCGGACGGCGGCCUCGCGACCUGGGAGGAGGCCGUGGCCAAGUACAUGAGGUUUGCGAUGGAGGUCGAGAACAAGUUCCACAACACAAAGUUCAUGUUGACGCAGAUGGUGCCCGGCAAGAGUCCCAAGUACAAGGAGCUGACGCACUGCAAGAGCUACGGCAAGAUCAUCGAGGUGCUGGGGUUGACGGACCUCGAGGAGCUGGCGAGGAAGACGGACGAGCUCAUGAAGCUUGCUACUGUCGAUGGAAGCAGCAGCGGUAAUGAUAAGUCCAAGAUGGCCGAGACGACAGUAAAGGAGAAGAAGAAGAACGACCUCACGAAUGAUGUUGCUCAGCAGGAGAAUCUGAAGAGGAAGAGAGAGGAUGGUGAUGAGGAAGCCGAAAAGCAGCAACUCCCUCCUUCGACCAGAAUCAACGUUUCCGAGGCCGUCGAAGCCGCCGCCGUUGAGCAGCAGUCCUCGCAGCCCGUUGCUGCUGCCGUCGCGGCUUCAUAG
Molecule: messenger RNA, 1371 nt
Organism: Sordaria macrospora k-hell
Lineage: Eukaryota; Fungi; Ascomycota; Sordariomycetes; Sordariales; Sordariaceae
Biological process (GO): tRNA dihydrouridine synthesis
Cellular component (GO): cytoplasm
Molecular function (GO): flavin adenine dinucleotide binding; tRNA dihydrouridine synthase activity
Source: RefSeq, a predicted model, not a curated record